Messenger RNA from Suillus paluster, 1045 nucleotides. RefSeq lists its product as uncharacterized. The coding region runs from base 163 to 879 and encodes 238 amino acids. The record is from RefSeq and is a predicted model, not a curated record. The transcript has 3 exons. NCBI's taxonomy places the organism in Eukaryota, Fungi, Basidiomycota, Agaricomycetes, Boletales, Suillaceae.
UGAUGCGGGACACAUGCGGCAAGGCUAUCUUCACCAUGUUCUGGCCAGACAGUCUGGGCCUCGACAUCAAAUGGUUGCCUGAAUACGAUGUCGCGGUUCGGCAGUGGAUGAAACCGUGCAAGUUCGAUGAGAUAUUUGUGAUGAGUGCUGUCACACCAGGACAUGAUGCUGUCGAGUCCCUACGAUGCUCAUACACCCAUUUUGGGUCUAACGCACGUUACUGUCUGCAAGAAUCUCACCAUGCCAGUGAUGCUGAUUGUCAUCUCCGUGAACUCGAGCAUGCAACCCACACUGCGCGAACGAGAAGCCAGAUACAGCCAUAAUCUCUUUGCUGUGGCACCUGGAAAAUCCCACCCAGAUCUGUUCCCAUACCCCAUGUCACAAUUCGCUAGCAGGCUCCUCGUGGACAAGGUCGUCUCCAUGGACUCCUUCACCGCGAAAGAGAUCGCCGACGACCUAAUAAAAUCGGAGGACGCGAAAGAUGCGGGUGAGCUCGGACGCCCUGAUUUGCAUGGACAAUGCCAUCCGGCAAAUGAAGACUUUGUGCUGCGAACAAAGAUUCAUUUAGCGCCAAAGGACCAGCGGGACAUGGCCCCAAGCUAUACAUAUACAAUGCAACACGAACUCGCAAUGUUAGCGGAGAACUGUCCGCAGGUCCUCCUCUCCCCCAAUCAUGGGCUAGUGCAUCCAGGCACUGAUGCAGUCAUGUUCGAUGCCAGCACGUCGACAAUGUGGCUCGUGCAGGUGACGCAUGGAUCCCAUCGCCCAGUCUCUCCGCACGGACUUCUCUUCUUGCUAGAUGUUGUAUGGGGCAGCCCUUACGAACCAUCCCCAAAACACCCCUUCGCACCUCAUCUUCGCCACACGGGGGCAACCUAACAAUAUCUUCUUUCAGCUCAGCGGGAACGAACGAACACAGUACUUCUCCACAUUCUUCUGGACGUGUAAAGCUGUAAAUCAUGCAGCUGCGCGACACAGAUUGCAAUGUCCACUCUUCGAACCCGUAUGAGCAGUGGGGUUUCCCUUAUAAAGCUCCGCAGAAGAA